AUGGUAUCAAGACUCUUUACAUCUACAACAACAUCAACAUCAUCAUCGACUACAGGUGAUGUUCAUCGUUUACUGCGGCACUUGGUAACUGGUUGUCAGAGAUACACUACUUCAUCAACUUCAUCAUCAUCACCAUUUGGAUUGGCAACAUCACAAUCAUACAAUGUACCAUUGGAGAGUCAUUCAACAACUCAAUCACUGUUUGGAAGCAACAACAACAAGACGAGACAUUAUGUCACUGUGAAGCAAUCACAACCUAACCUUGCCAAGGCCAAGGCUAUUGAGGAUGUGUAUCAGAAGAAGACACCGACUGAACACGUACUACUUCGUCCAGACAGUUACAUUGGAACUAUUCAAACGAUUGAGGAUGAUAUGUGGGUACUUUCUCGCUCGGCUCUGGUUCACGACAAACCUGCAGCGGGCAAGAAGGAGAAAGAGAAAGAGACACCUUUAUUCAUACAUUCAAUCAAGGCCAAGUACAUACCUGGUCUACUAAAGAUAUUCGAUGAGAUAUUGGUCAAUGCCGCCGACAACAAACAACGCGACAAGUCAAUGACCUACAUCAAGGUGGAGAUUGACCCCGUGGCAGGAUCGAUCAGCAUCGAGAACGAUGGCAAGGGCAUACCCGUGGCCAUGCAUCGCACUGAGAACGUCUACGUUGUCGAGAUGGUCAUGGGCAACCUGAUGAGUGGCUCCAACUUUAACGACAGCGAGCUCAAGGUGGUUGGCGGCAGGAAUGGCUUUGGCGCCAAGCUGACAAACAUCUUCUCCACGCAGUUCGAGGUGGAGACCUACGACAAGUCCAACGGACUAAAGUAUCGCCAGCGUUGGAUGAACAAUAUGAGUGUACGAGAGGACCCCACCAUCAGCAAGGCCAAGCUCGACCACGAGUACACUCGCAUCAAGUUCACACCCGACCUCAAGAAGUUCCAUCUCACCUCGCUCAAGGACGACGACAUCCUGCGCCUGAUGGAGAGACGUGUGUAUGAUAUCGCCGGCUGCAACCCAGACCUCAAGAUCUCGCUCAACGGUCGUCCGAUCCAGCUCAACUUCCAGUCGUACGUCAAGCUGUACGAGCAUCAUCUGAGCAAGCAGCAGGAGAAGAACAAGGACAAUGAGCAAGACAACUUUGUGUUUGGCGAGAUUGGCGAUCGAUGGAGUAUUGGCAUUGGCACGAGCGACACAGGCCAGUUCACGCAGGUCAGUUUUGUUAAUGGCAUCAACACGCUCAAGGGUGGCGCACACGUCAACUUCAUCGCCGACCAGCUGAUCAGAUACAUUGCUGAGCGCAUCAAGAAGAAGCAUGCCGACCUCGAGGUGCGUCCCAUGAACAUUAAGCACCACCUCUCGCUGUUUGUCAACUGUCUGAUUGACAACCCGUCGUUUGACUCGCAGACCAAGGAGACGCUGACCACCAAGGCAAUCAACUUUGGAUCGACGCCCGAGGUGCCUGAGAAGAUGCUCGAGCAAUUUGUUCGCCAGAGCAAGAUCAUUGACAAGAUUGCCGGCUGGGUGUUGAUGCGUCAGCAGGCCGAGCUAGUGCACGCGUCCACCACGAGGACGUCCAAGUCCACGCUGGCCAAGUCCAUUCCAAAGCUUGACGAUGCAAACUGGGCCGGUGGUGCCAAGAGCAACCAAUGCACACUGAUCAUCACAGAGGGUGAUUCUGCCAAGUCUCUGGCCGUCGCAGGUCUCAGCGUUCUUGGUCGUGACAAAUAUGGAGUGUUCCCCUUGCGUGGCAAGCUUUUGAACGUUCGCGAUGUCGCCCCAAGACAGCUACUCAACAACGAAGAGAUCAACAACUUGACCAACAUCCUAGGUCUCUCGCACAAGAUGAAGUAUGACAAUGAGCAAAACAUCUCACAGCUUAGGUAUGGCAAGGUGUUGCUGAUGACUGAUCAGGAUAGCGAUGGAUCACAUAUCAAGGGCCUGUUCAUCAACUUUAUUCAUUAUUUCUGGCCAGAGUUGCUCAAGGCCAACUUCUUGGAGGAGUUUGUUACACCAAUUAUCAAGGCGAGCAAGCGCGAUGAGAAGAAGGCAUUCUUCACAAUCAGUGAUUACAUCAACUGGUCAAAGACACUGCCCGAGAACACACUGAGGAGUUGGACGAUCAAAUACUACAAAGGUCUGGGUACCAACACUGCUGCCGAGGCCAAAGAGUACUUCUCCAACCUCAAGAAGCAUAUCAUCAAGUUCCGCUGGUCCCCAGAGUCGGACAAGCUCAUUGGAAUGGCAUUUAACAAGGACGCUGCCAGUGAGCGACAGGGCUGGCUGAUGUCAUCCGACGUGACACAGACUGUGGAUCACUCAAUCAAGGAGCUCUCAUACUCGGACUUUAUCAACAAGGAGCUGAUCCAUUUCAGUUGGGCAGCCAAUCACAGAUCAAUCCCCUCAAUCAUGGACGGACUCAAGACUGGCCAGCGCAAGAUCCUCUACGCCUGUUUCAAGAGGAAGCUCACCAGUGAGAUCAAGGUGGCACAGCUCUCGGGCUACGUUGCCGAACACACUGCCUAUCACCAUGGCGAGCAAUCUCUCUCGUCCACCAUUGUCAAGAUGGCGCAGGACUUUGUCGGCAGCAACAACAUCCCGCUGUUGACACAGGGCGGUCAGUUUGGUACGCGUCUUCAGGGUGGUGACGACUCGGCCAGCCCAAGGUACAUUUUCACAAGGCUCAGUCCUCUCACGCGACUCAUCUUCAAUGAGUUGGAUGAUGAGACUCUGAACUAUCUCGAGGAGGACGGCGAGUCAAUCCAGCCAGCGCACUAUGCUCCCAUCAUUCCAAUGUUGCUUGUUAAUGGCAGCAGUGGAAUCGGUGUUGGUAUGUCCAACUCUGUACCCCUAUACUCGCCCAUCGACAUCAUAGAUUACCUGCUCCUCAAGCUCGCCAAUCAAAAGCACAUGAAGAGUUUGAUACCUUGGUAUCGCGGAUUCAAGGGCUCAGUGACCCAUCAUCAGAAUUCAUACAAGACUUGUGGUGUCAUCAAGCCUGAAGGCAGGAGCAUAUUGAUCAUCAGCGAUCUGCCAGUUGGCAAAUGGACAACUGACUACAAACAGGUGUUGACCACAUUGAUAGAGGAGGACGUGAUCAAGUCGUACACCGAUGGAAACACAGAGAACACUGUUCACUUCACCAUCAGUGUCAGUUACGAGCAGAUGGAGUCAUUGCAAAAGAUGACAGAGAAUGAGUUGAUAUCAAUGUUCAAGUUGACAUCACUUGUUCAUCCCAAUCUGGUGCUGUUUGGUGCCGAUGGCCACAUCAAGAAGUAUGACACCGUGGAGCAGAUCAUUGAUGACUUCUAUACAGUGCGUCUGGAGUUGUACGCCAAGCGCAGGACUAUCAUGAUGGAGAAGCUCAAGACACAGAUUGACAAGCACAAGGUCACCAGCAACUUUAUCCAGUUGAUCGCAUCUGGUCGCAUCAAGAUUGGUGGCGUCAGCAAGGACAAGAUUAUGAAGGAUCUGGACGCCGUAGGAUUCAAGCUGGAGGCGAAUCAGGACCACGAAGCAACCUUCAACUAUCUGUUCAACCUGCCAAUUCUUGAGAUGACCCAGGAGAAGAUCGAAUCACUCACCAACCAAUACAAGAAGAAGGAGGAAGAGUACCGAGUGAUCCAAGCUCAGACCCCUAACUCAAUGUGGACAGGCGAUCUACAACACUUGCGCGACACACUCCUCAAAGACAGCAGCUACAAGAGAGUAUUGCCAGCCAGUAUCCCGUCACCUGACGCCCCCAAGAAAAAGAGGGUCAGCAAGACGUCUGUAGUGUCCAAGUCUGCUGAUGAAGUUGAUGAAUAA
This is a messenger RNA of Acytostelium subglobosum LB1, 3795 nucleotides long. RefSeq lists its product as hypothetical. The record is from RefSeq and is a predicted model, not a curated record. Gene Ontology annotation, molecular function: ATP binding; DNA binding; DNA topoisomerase type II (double strand cut, ATP-hydrolyzing) activity. Lineage: Eukaryota; Evosea; Eumycetozoa; Acytosteliales; Acytosteliaceae. Gene Ontology annotation, cellular component: nucleus. Gene Ontology annotation, biological process: resolution of meiotic recombination intermediates; DNA topological change; sister chromatid segregation. The transcript is spliced from 2 exons. The coding region runs from base 1 to 3795 and encodes 1264 amino acids.